AUGUCUUCCACCCCAGCAACGCAACCAUUCCGCUUCCUAGAUUUGCCCGGAGAGAUCAGAAACAACAUCUACGACCUCUUACUCUGCUCUUGGGAAGAUGAACUCGAGCAAGACCCAAGCAUGAUCAGCAAGUUGAGCCGACGCAGCCCAAGUAACCCUUCAUCAUCACUUCUUCGCGCCAAUAAGCAAAUUUACGCUGAAGCGUCAGACUACAUGAUUAAGCGCAACCAAUUCGUCCGCAUCACCUGCCGAGGUCUGGACUCCCGGAACUUGUUCCUCGGCGAAGGAAUUCCAGUAAUCACAACCGAUGCACGCAAAGUCAGCCUAUUCAAUGGCCACGUCAUGCACAUUACGCUUUCCAAGCCCGCAUUUACGCCAUCUACAUUUCAGUUUUCAGAGUUUGAGAUCAUGAUGCUCCGAUCUGACUUGCCGAAGUUGUGCGAACAGCUGGACAUUGAGAGUGUAAUGGCGGAUGCGAACUCGACCACAAGCGAGCACGCCUCUAUCAACGCAACCGUCAGGCUCAACUAUGCGCAAACUCGUUUCUUUACCCCAAAGAUCCAAGAAAGCCUCCUAGAGCCUAUUGCGACUUCCCUACGCGGCGUGCCCAACCUCGGAAUCUCUGGUUUUGUUGAUCAAGCCCUUGCAGUGAGCGUGAAAAACCAGGUCGCGCAGCCCCGCUGGACGGAGCCCGACGCGACAAUCGAGGAGAUCGGCACCGGUGUCGAUGUUGGCAAGCGCCAAUGGCAGCAAAGCAACUUUUACUCUGCUUCGGAAUCCUGGGCAUACGCGAUGCGCACUCUUGAACGCAUGCGCCACAGUUCAUCCUGGCUCGGUCUGCAGAAGACUGGUGGAGAGGAGUUUGUGAACAAAAUCGCCGAUCUCUACUUCACCCUCAACCUCUUCCACGCCCAGUUCCUACAGGUCGAUAUGGCCAACGAUCAAUCGCAAGGACCUCUUGUGCAGCGCAACGGCCGCGUUGCAAUUCAGCAUCUGCGCAAAUGCGAGACUGCGGCUGCACGUUUCGCGCAGCACGCCGGCGCUACUUGGACGCCGAGCAAUCAGCAGUCGGCUAAGAUGCUGUUCCGUCACGCGAGGUGCUUGAGGCUGAUGCGCGACUCCACCAACAGCGUUAGAGCUGUUACCCUGAUUGAGGAAGCUGCAGCGCUUGCACCCACCGACAUUGCAAUCCGAGAUGAGAAAGAUGCAGUAUUGGCAUGGGAGGCUGAGCUUGAAGAGGCGCGCCACUUGCUAGCAGAGCAAAGUCAAGCAUCGCACGAUGAGAGGAGGUCAGUGUGGGCAUCGAUCUGGGACGCAGUCACCGAGUUGGCAUCUUGA
Alternaria atra is the source of this 1338-nucleotide messenger RNA. RefSeq lists its product as uncharacterized. Lineage: Eukaryota; Fungi; Ascomycota; Dothideomycetes; Pleosporales; Pleosporaceae. The transcript has a single exon. The coding region runs from base 1 to 1338 and encodes 445 amino acids. The record is from RefSeq and is a predicted model, not a curated record.